AUGCGAUGGCGUCAACCACGGCGUCGCUCUCUCGUCGCCGAUCCUCGCACGAAAACGAAAUCUCCCUUCCUCUCGACUCCUCGAACUCUCAUCGUCCCUGUAAACCCGCCUGCACCCAUGGCGCUGUACGACUCCCUCCGUCUCCUCCGCAUCCUCGUCUCCCUCUCCCUCAUCGCGACGCUCGCCUCACUUGCCGCACCCGUCGGCGCGCAGCCACAGCAGCGCGGGCUAGUGGAUCUGAAGACCAUACCCGAGAAUUCCGUGUCGUCAUGGUCCCUGCAGGGCCCGCCAGCGCUGCGCAAGGAGAGCACUCCGGGGCAGUUCAAGUUGGUGGGGCCUGUUGUUAUCAACGUGCUCAAGGUCAUCCGCCCGCAAUUCACGCCCAUCCAGGCUGAGUGGGUGUCCUCCAAUCUGACGUCAGAUCCUGCCACGUGGACAGCUACCAUAGGUCCACCUUCAGGCGCCAACGAGUUUGCUAACCUGACCUUCCAGGACCCCCAGGUGCAAAUCUGGGGGGGGCGAUUUGACAUUGACAAUACCACGAGCGACUAUUCCUUCAAGCCCAACAACACCAAGCUGCUCUUCUCCCGCGUUUCUGGUACCCUGCUGCGAUCUGACGUGGACAAGCAGAAUGUGGUGAUCACGCUGCCUGCGGGAAACAUCCCGACACUGAAUGGGAAAUUCAUCCGAAGGGGUCCUGUCUUUGAGCUCAUUUCUGGAGGCGAGCUUGACAUUCCACUCCGUGCCUUGGUUGUUGCUCUAGGUGUGGAACCAGGCCCUCCUCCUCCUGGCCCCAAUUUCCCUGACGAGGUGGUCAUGAAAGUCAACCUCAGCCUGCAGGCCAUUGGUCGGCAGCCUCCCCGAACCAUUGGAGGGCGUCCCGCACCUGCUGCACCGAGUUGCGCACAGCGACCGCCACGUGUGAUGCGCGGACUGGUGGACCUUAACACGAUUCCUGACAACUCCUUGUCGUCGUGGUCGCUGGAGGGGCCACCGGGGCUGCGCAAGGAGAGCACUCCAGGGCAGUUCAAGCUGGUGGGGCCUGUCGUUAUCAACGUGCUGAGGGUCAUCCGCCCACAGUUCACGCCCAUCUUUGCGGAAUGGCUCUCAUCGAACUUCUCCUCAGACCCUGCCACGUGGACGGCUUUCAUUGCGCCACCUGCAGGCCCGAACGAGUUCGCGAACCUGACCUUCGACAAUCCCAAGGUGCAGAUCUGGGGCGGGCGCUUUGCCAUCGACAACACAACGAGCGACUACUCGUUCCAGCCCAACAACACCAAACUGCUCUUCUCCCGCGUCUCUGGCACGCUGCUGCGCUCCGAUGUGGACAAACAGAACAUCGUCGUUGACAUUCCCAAGGCCGACGCCCCCACUCUCGACGGCAAAUUCAUCCGCCGCGGGAAGAUCUUUGAGCUGCUCUCUGGUGGAUCCUUUGACGUGCCGCUCCGUUCGGUUGUUGAAGCUCUUGGGGGCACCACACCCCCUGGCCCCACCCCGCCUGGAGCAGCGGCAGUGAUGCGGGUGAACCUUAACCUGCAGGGGAUAGGCCAGCAGCCGCCCAGUGCCGUGAGCCCCUACCCAGCCCCGUCUGCUCCUGGCAGGGAACCUCCUCCUCUGGCUGGUGUCCCCUCUGGUGCUCCUACUCCCCCAGGCUGUGCACCUGUUCCUGCGCCUGCUCCCACCCCUGCUCCCACCCCUGCUCCCACCCCUGCUCCUACCCCUGCUCCCUCCCCUGCCCCUGCUCCUACCCCUGCUGCUGGUGGUAAGACCCCUCCCCCUCCUCCUGGUGCUGCUCCUGGCCGUGCUCCGGGAGCUGCUCCCGGUGCUGCUCCUGGGGCUGCUCCGGGAGCUGCUCCUGGUGCUGCUCCAGGCGCUGCUCCCGGUGCUGCACCUGGCCGUGCCCCGGGUGCUGCUCCCGGAGCUGCCCCCAUGGGCUGA
Molecule: messenger RNA, 1938 nt
Organism: Closterium sp. Yama58-4
Lineage: Eukaryota; Viridiplantae; Streptophyta; Zygnematophyceae; Desmidiales; Closteriaceae
Source: the annotation of a GenBank genome assembly